Molecule: messenger RNA, 546 nt
Organism: Cyclocybe aegerita
Lineage: Eukaryota; Fungi; Basidiomycota; Agaricomycetes; Agaricales; Hemipholiotaceae
Source: the annotation of a GenBank genome assembly
AUGUGGCAUAAAUAUCCCAACUCGAGGUGCACGCACGUCGUCAGCAUCGACACCAUCGACCGAACCGUCGACCCAGUGACGGGCAUCAUUCGGACAGAGCGGGUGAUGGGCUGCAAGCAAAAAGCGCCUCUAUGGAUCGUAAAAGUGCGUCCUUACUCUCCCCCUGCCUGUGUUUUUGCCGUGUCUAACGCGGCCGCGCGGCUUAUGCAGCUCUUCGGCGGCUCGGAAGACGCUUUUGUCCGAGAGAUCUCCUUCGUCGACCCAGCGACCCAAAACGUGACCAUCACAUCGGUUAACCUAUCCCUGUCCCAGUUCGCCACCUGCAAUGAGCUCAUUCGAUACUCGCCUGCCUCGCCAACGCACACACUCUUCUCACAGACGGCCGAGAUCCAAGCUCGCAUGGCGCUCUGGAGAUCAGCGGCCGACGGACUUGAGAAGUGGCUGGUACAGCGCUUCGAGCAAAACGCGCACCUUGGCAAGCUGGGCUUUACGGACGUGCUAAGAAAUCUAUGGGAGGAGCGACAUAGAGCACCAUCGCCGUCAUAA